Vicia villosa (hairy vetch) is the source of this 417-nucleotide messenger RNA. RefSeq lists its product as uncharacterized. The record is from RefSeq and is a predicted model, not a curated record. The transcript is spliced from 3 exons. Bases 1 to 417 code for a protein of 138 amino acids. NCBI's taxonomy places the organism in Eukaryota, Viridiplantae, Streptophyta, Magnoliopsida, Fabales, Fabaceae.
AUGGGUCUUUUACCAUUGCUGAAAUGCACAUCUGCUGUUUGUAUGUUGGCAUAUGAGUCUCCCGCUGACAGUGUAGACGAAUAUGUUCAAACCGGUGAAAGCACUUUAGUUGAGUGCUUAGAAAGAUUCGUCCGGGGCGUGAAUGUUGUAUUUGGGGCAGAGUAUUUGAGAAAGCCUAACAACACAGAUGUUAAACAUCUUUUACGAAUGGGAGAGUUACGUGGCUCUCAAGGUUCAAACAAUGACAUUAAUGUGCUAAACCAAUCUAAUGUGUUUAACAAUAUUUUAGAAGGACAUGCUUCCCCUGUGAAAUAUACAAUCAAUGGAACAUCAUAUAAUAUGGGGAAGAAAAAAGAAAACUAUUUGCUCAACAUCAAGAAUCAACUAGAAAGGAUGUGGAGCGAACAUUUAAUAUGA